AUGACUUUUGCUUUCGACUCCUUCAACAUCGAAGACCUUCACAACGUGGACCAGGGCGUCAUCGAUAAUCUUUUACCUUUGAUGCGGUAUCAUCAGCACUCGUGGCAUUUCGCCAUUGGUUUAGGCGACGACCAUGUAAGUCGCGGUGUCAGUCCGGACCAUCCCAUCCUCAGAGAAACACUCGAGCAGAUGAACACUCUUUUGCGCGAUGUCAUUGCAUCCAUGGACGAUGAUACCCUCACAACUCUUGAGGAUCAAGAAAUGGACAAGACGGGUAAUCAUGGCGGUGAUAAAGUCCUAGAGGCAAUGUUAGCUAUCUGGAUAUAUGGCAAGGUCCCUCUCUCCCUUCCCGAUUCCACAAUUCCAGAGGCCAUUCUACCGAUCAUCACAUUCCCAGAAGCUACGGUCCCCCAUAGCCAUGUAGACCUAGUGCCAACUACUUCCUUGCUCCUUGGUCUUCCCAUCCCAUUCAAUAAUCUCAGAACCGUCAUUCCAGAACUUUUCAGCUGGGAUUCCGACGUCAGACUGGUGAAGCUAUGGUCUGGGUUCAGUCGCGGUGAGCCAUCGUAUGCCGAUGUGCCUGGGCAACACUACAUGGUGAUGGACUUUGACUGCAUCCUGCAGUUCCAGAAGAUCUUUCGGGGUUGUCUUGAGGAGUCCGUCAAACUCUCGCUAACACAUCCGGAGCUAUAUGAGGAGAUGGGAAUUAAGCCGCCAAAGGGCACCAUCCUUUACGGGGUUGCUGGAACAGGAAAAACCCUCUUUGCCAAGGCAGUCACAAAGCAAACGUCCGCAACAUUCUUGUGCAUGGUCGGUUCUGAGCUUAUUCAGAAGUAUCUUGGUGAUGGUCCCAAGCUUGUUCGCGCACUCUUUCGCAUAGCUGAAGGACAUGCCCCAAGUAUUGUCUUCAUAGACGAAAUCGACGCUAUAGGUACCAAACGGUAUGAUUCAACAUCAGGUGGCAACCAUGAAAUUCAGAGAACAAUGUUUGAACUAAUUAACCAGCUUGAUGGCUUCAACACUCGUGGCGACAUCGAGGUUAUCAUGGCCACAAAUAAGAUUGAGACGCUAGAUCCCGCACUUAUCUGA
Molecule: messenger RNA, 1089 nt
Organism: Suillus fuscotomentosus
Lineage: Eukaryota; Fungi; Basidiomycota; Agaricomycetes; Boletales; Suillaceae
Product: P-loop containing nucleoside triphosphate hydrolase protein
Exons: 4
Coding region: 1-1089 (362 amino acids)
Biological process (GO): proteasome-mediated ubiquitin-dependent protein catabolic process
Cellular component (GO): proteasome regulatory particle, base subcomplex
Molecular function (GO): ATP binding; ATP hydrolysis activity; proteasome-activating activity
Source: RefSeq, a predicted model, not a curated record